Molecule: messenger RNA, 2513 nt
Organism: Tribolium castaneum (red flour beetle)
Lineage: Eukaryota; Metazoa; Arthropoda; Insecta; Coleoptera; Tenebrionidae
Gene: Ufl1
Product: UFM1 specific ligase 1
Exons: 4
Coding region: 171-2447 (758 amino acids)
Biological process (GO): protein K69-linked ufmylation; regulation of proteasomal ubiquitin-dependent protein catabolic process; response to endoplasmic reticulum stress
Cellular component (GO): endoplasmic reticulum membrane
Molecular function (GO): UFM1 ligase activity
Source: RefSeq, a predicted model, not a curated record
AUGUGACAACAGUAAGCAAAUUGUUUUGCUUGUUAAACCAUAUGGUCCAGUAUUAAAAUUGUAAUAAUUUUACAUUAACAAACCAUAUUUCGUACAAAUUCAUUUCGCGCCGACCUUACAUUGUAUUAAUUGUUGAGUGUUUCCUUCAAAACUGAAAAAUCAUCGUGAGGAUGGCAGAUUGGGAAGAAAUCAAGCGUUUGGCGGCGGAUUUUCAAAAAGUGCAACUGAGUUCCACGUCACAAAAACUGUCUGAGCGCAACUGCAUAGAAAUAAUCAACUACUUGAAAGAAAAGAAAAUAAUCGAUUUAAUUUUCACCGUCGACGGUAAAGAAUUCCUGACCCCUUCCCACCUCAUCCAAGACAUCAAAAACGAGCUGUUCGUCAGCGGCGGCCGCAUAAAUCUAGUCGAACUAGCAAAAAACAUCGGCGUUGACUUGGCCCACAUAACAGCCCACCUUAAAGACGUCCUCAAGGGCCAAAAGGACCUCCACUCCAUCCUAGGCCAACUGAUCGACUCCUCGUACAUCACUAAAAUCGCAGGCGAAAUUAACGAGAAGCUCGCACAACAAGGCCAAAUCAGCAUCAGUGAUCUAACAAUUCAGUAUGACCUCAGUGCCGAAUUUCUCCAACAGCAAGUUGUGGAGAAACAUUUGGGCAAAAUCAUUCACGGCAAACAGGACACCAACGACCCCAGAGUCAUUUUCACCGAAUCGUUCAUCGCCAGAUGCAAAGCCAAGAUCAGGGGGGCUCUGUGUGGCUUGACCAGACCUACGCCGGUUGCCUCAAUCCUGAACCAAAUUAGUUUGAGCGAAAAGCUGUUUUUCUCGCUUUUUGACCAGACUUCCAUGCACGGCGCCCUCACCAGCAGGGUCGUGGGGGCCCAGUACAUCCCCAACGUCUACGCCAGGUCACAGAACGAAUGGGUCAACAACUUUUAUAAGCAAAACGAUUAUCUGGAGUAUGAUGCGUUGGCAAGGCUCGGAAUCUCGGAUUACAAGUCGUUCAUCAAAAAGCAACUGUCGUCUGAAGACUUGGUUUUUCUCAAUUCUUGCGCUGCUUCCAAACGUGUGUUAGAGCGGGCGGAGGCUGAUAUUGAUGAAUGUAUCUCUAGCAAGUCUUAUCUCGACUUACAAUCGAACCUCCCGUCCGUUUUUAAUGACAAAGAUAUUAGACUAAUCCUCGAUACAGUUUUGACGAAACAAAAGCAACAACAAACUAUAGUAAUCGAGAAUUUUAUUUUGAGCAAAGCUUUUAUCGAAAAUUUGUCGAAAAACUUCGACGAACUCGUAAAAGAGAAGGCUAAAGCCGUUGUGGAGUCUGGUAAAUACCAGCAGUACCAGACCGAUAUUCAAAUUUCGUCAAGUAAGCCGCAGAAGUUUGAAGAAGUGGAUGAGAAGGUUGAUAAGAGGGAAGAAAGGCGGAAGAAGGCGGCUGGGGGUAAAAGCGGGGGUGGGACGCAGGGGCGCGAGACUAAGACCAAGUCUACCAAGAAGGCCAAGAAGCACGUGGAGGAGGAGUUCGAGACGGUUGAGCGGAGACAACAGCUGCAGGUCGUGUUGAGUGAGGAUAUUGCAGAUUUGAUUCAGAAGGAGCUGGAAGAGGACGGUUUGGACGAAUUAAGUGAGCCUCUAACUCAGUAUUUGUUGCCACAAUUGAAUGAGAAAGGAUUGGAGAUUGCGGGAGAAAUUUACGCGGCGACUAUCGCCGACAGGACGGCAAACCGCAGACAAACGCAUAACGAGCUCCAAAAUAAAUUGAACGCGCUAAUCGGAGACGUGCGACUCUUCGAGAAAGGUCUGAAACUGCUGCCCGAGGAAUUGCAAGGCCAGUUGGUCAAAUAUCUCCUCAAGACGCUCUGCACCGAUAUUACCACGGAAAUCUUGAAUUACGUGGCCGCUGAACAAAAUCUCAACACUCAAACUGAUAAUUUCACCAAUGAGCAGCGAUUAAAGUUCGUUAACGAGUUACCACCCGACUUGAAAAAGUCACUUUUGCCCCUCAUUAAGUCGCUAAGCGGGCAAAGUAUCGACGAGUUCAUGGCUGCCGUGGAGGAAAGUCUCAGCGUAUGCAGUAUGAUUAUCAAGAAAAUCGAUAAAAAGAAAGACAGGACGAUAGUUUUGAACCAUAAGCAUGUUUUGUUAGAACAGUUGAAUAAAUGCGACGAUUUGGCGCUUGUUUUGCAUUUGACGACUUUAAUUAUUUUCACGACGGCCACUCAAUGCAUGCUCCAUGCCAGUGGUAGACACGUGGCAGCGAUUUUAAGUUUUUUGAAACAAUAUUUAACCGACGGACAAGUCGCCGAAUUGACGUCCUAUCACGAUUUUGUCACAUUGAUGCUAAGUGGGGGGAGCGAAGCCGAAAGUGCGAAAGAAAAACUCAAAGAGAAGAUACAAACGGUCAAAAAUAUCGCCAAUGAGUUCAAAAAACCCGGCGCUGAGAAGAGUUAAUGCUUGCGAAAACAUGUACAUAAGUUACUUGUAAUAUAUGCAAAUAAACGUUUAUUUAAAAUUGAA